UUGCCUUUUUUAAAAUCACAUAUAAAGCCAAUUUCAUCAAAGUUAACUUUAAUCUCCAGGUAAACUAUAUCUCUGUCUUCUUUUAAGAACAUAUCUGAAAAGAGAUAGUAGUAUAAAGAUAUAGUAUAUAAGUAUAUAUAGUUUAAGGUAACCGACGUGAAAUUGACCCUUAUUGGAAUUUAUUAUUCUGUUGCUAUGAUACCUAUUGCUGUCGCGACUUGGCUGAAAGUUUCAACUUCAGGUCAUUCGAAGUGGCAAACUUCGCUUUAAGAAUAAUCAUGUCGUGUAAAGGUGAUCAUUUUCGACGAGAAGCAAAAAUGAAUACAGAUAAUCAAAUAAAUUACGAUGAUCCCCAAUUUGUCAAAGUACUAAAAACCUGUUUGAAAAUGGAAAUUAAGGAAGCCAAGGAAAAGCUGGAUGCUAUUAUGAAGGAUAUAAAACAAAAAAAAGAAGUGACACGCACUGAACUCAAUAAAAGAAGACAGCUGAAAGCCAGGAUAGCGAUGCUGGAGAAGAUUAACAUAACAUUGAAUGAGUCUUUAACAAGAUUAAACGAAAACGUUGCCGAAAUCUCGGAGAUUAUUGAACUGACGAAAGUAAAUAUGGAUGAUCAAUCCAAACUGAAUCAAAUAAGAACGCAAGAGUAUGAAGAUCUUGUUGCCGAGUACGAGGAAGCAUGGCAUACUUACCGGAAUAUGUACGAGGAAUUUCCGUUGGCAAAAACCAGAAAUACUCUCAAGAUCAAUUUGGAGAGACUCAAAAUAGAAUACAUGAUUAUGGAAUAUAAAAUAAAAGAAAUAAUCAAGAUUACUAAGCAGAGAGAACAUAUUAACUGGAUCCGCACACGUUCUAAGAUAAUUGAAUUCGCUGCCGCGAUGGUGGAACGGGCGAAUUUGGAUGAAAAGUUAACGAGCUUGAAAGCAGAUGUGGACCGAUGUGAAAAAGAAUUACAAUCGGUAGAAAUAGAGCUGCAAGUAUAUCGUAAUAAAGAAGAAGAUCAGAGAAAAUUGAGAAAACAAAAAGUACUUGACAUGGGACCGCCGAAGAUUAAUCAUGUACCAUAUCGAGAAAUGUACUCUUCAAAUCAGAUACAUCCGAAAAUGCGGCAUCAGUGGGCUCACGAAGUUCUCGAUGAUAAUAUAUCCGUUAAUACCUUGAUCUUAGAAGAAUUAUGUAUAAACGAGAAUACUGUAACGUUGCCUGAAAUAAUAGAUGUAGAAACGAUUCACGACAAUGAUUCGAAACGUACUGCAGUCCAAGUGGAAGAAACUAAUACAAAAAAUACUAUCGUUACUGAAAAAAUUGAGACAAACGUCAUUUCAGUACCACUAAAUGCAGAGGCAAGAGUUGAAAAAAUGGAUAAUGACGUAUAUAUGGUAAUCGACGACGAUACAAAUAUAAAAGAUAUCAAUCAGGAAGAGGAAAUACAGAUAUUACAAGAAUCUAUUAAAGUACGACCGAGUAACUAUAUAAAAAAAAACCCAGUCAAGCAUAGCGCUCCCACGAAUGCACAAGAUGAAAUUCAAGCAAAAAGAAUUCGAUUUCAAAUAGAGAAUAGUAAUGACAGCAGCAGUAAAAUAAUUACUCCUCAGCCCAUGGAUAUUGUGAAAGAAGUGAAUUCAAAAUCAUCAAUGUCUGUUCCAAAGAUUGUAAACGUAGAAACGGUGAAUUACAAUAUUGUACCGAUAUCGACAUCUGUUCAUCGUCCAAGAAGUCCAAGUAUCAUCUCGAAUAAUAUGUUUUCUUCGAUGCAUUCUCUCGAAUGCUGCGACAGCAUAAGUUCCUUCGAAUUCAUGUCAAAAGGUGCUUUAUCACACGAGGGAUCGUUGUGUAAUUAUAAAUUAUCUCCGACUUCUGACAUAUCAGCCAUAUCAAACAUAUAUGCCAACAAGGAUAUACAGAUUUCUCCUCCAAAAUGCACUGUGCAACAAAAUAAUAAAAAUCAGUCCAACGACAAUACAUCACCAUUCACAUUUAAUAACUUAAAAAAGAUGAAAGAUAAAAACUUUACUUUAUUUUGAAGGAAAAAAGAAAAAAGAGAAAAUUAUUAAUUAUUCAAUAUCAUUUUGAAUAUGUAAUUCAAUAUCAUUUCACAUAUUUGUUAAAAAAAU
Messenger RNA from Nylanderia fulva, 2111 nucleotides. RefSeq lists its product as uncharacterized. Lineage: Eukaryota; Metazoa; Arthropoda; Insecta; Hymenoptera; Formicidae. The record is from RefSeq and is a predicted model, not a curated record.